ACCACGCCUGGGUCACCCAGAGAAGCACAGCUCUUGCAAACAGGGUUGACAGAAAGCUUGGUGUUGCUUGAGGCAAACAAAACAUUUUGUUAUUUUUUUAAUCACUUCUUGCUUACCUCAUUUCCUUGGGAUACUAUGUGGAAGGCUGCGGUGCUUGCUGUGUGCCUGCUGGUGGCCGGGGUCCAGCCCAUGGAGGACCCAGCGUAUGGGGUGAAGCUCUGUGGCCGUGAGUUCAUCCGGGCAGUCAUCUUUACUUGUGGGGGCUCGCGAUGGAAACGAUCACUCAGGAGUGCAGAUGUUCCAGAAGACCCAUUUAGCUCCCAUCAGGAAGAGUCCUCGGAAGGCUUUGGUCAAAACUCACUGGAAAGUCUUCUGCAAAGGAACAGGGACCUAAGAUUUGCACAGAGAGACAACCAGGAAGGAGCGUUUAGCAGACCGACACGCUCCUUCAUCACCGAAGAGAUCCUGGAAGCCCUGAGAAAGGCUGACCGCAAGGGCCGGGAUGUGGUGGUGGGUCUGUCCAACGCCUGCUGCAAGUGGGGCUGCAGCAAGAGUGAGAUCAGCUCCCUUUGCUGAGAGUCUGAGUGAAAACAUGGCACAGCGUAUUAAUAUACAAACAGACAUUUUUCAGUUCUCCUGAAUCAAAUGAUAUUUUAUAUGAUUUCAUAACCACUGUCUUUUUUUGUUAAAAAUGAAAAUGCGUUGUUAUUUGUAGUGUCUAUGAAGUAUAUGGAAAGGGCUGCCAUGUGCUCAAAAUGUUUACAUAUUUCUGCUAUUAAAAUGCAUUCCAAACUUUGUAAUGAACAUCCUCAAGUAUUCUGUCUCAUCUGUCCCAGCCUCUAUUAUACACACAUUUAUUUUAUUUUUUAUUUAGAGUUUUGCAUUACUGUCUGAGAACUCAAAGUAAUGAAAGGCUUUGUUAGCCACAUACAAUGUCUACAAAUGUAUUGUUUUAUAAUUGUAAGUAACUUGACUUUUUUUUUAUUGGUUUCAAACUAAGUGAUAGACUCAUAAUAAAAAAUAUUAAUGA
Messenger RNA from Solea solea (common sole), 1030 nucleotides. RefSeq names its product relaxin 3a (gene rln3a). Lineage: Eukaryota; Metazoa; Chordata; Actinopteri; Pleuronectiformes; Soleidae. Bases 136 to 576 code for a protein of 146 amino acids. Gene Ontology annotation, cellular component: extracellular region. The transcript is spliced from 2 exons. Gene Ontology annotation, molecular function: hormone activity. The record is from RefSeq and is a predicted model, not a curated record.